Cloeon dipterum is the source of this 640-nucleotide messenger RNA. RefSeq lists its product as uncharacterized. The transcript is spliced from 4 exons. NCBI's taxonomy places the organism in Eukaryota, Metazoa, Arthropoda, Insecta, Ephemeroptera, Baetidae. The record is from RefSeq and is a predicted model, not a curated record. The coding region runs from base 27 to 599 and encodes 190 amino acids.
AGGGCCUCACAGCUCAUUUUGUGGCGAUGCGUCUCCAAGUGCUGACAGCUGCGUUCUUGCUGCUGAUUGUGAGCGUCUCCUGCAACAGUAGGAAGAAGAGAUACCUCAUUUUUCCCACGAACAGCUUCAUGACUCUCUCUGGUUGUUUAGCCAAAGGCGGAAUCAUCCUUUCGCCGCCCGCAUUUGUUUUCACUUUCGAUUUCGACAUUCUUUUCCAACUACCAAACACAACCCGCGUUUGGACCGACGUCGGGCCUUCGCCAUUCAAGGUGCUGCGGAAGGAAAAAAGAGACAUUUACAACGGUCUAGAAGACAUGCUCCAGAGGCAGGGCUUCAACGGACGAGCUUGCGUGUUGCGGGCCAUUUGCGAGGCGCGUCAGAUUUUGGGCGAAGGCGGCACUCUGAUGGAAGACGUCAUGCACGCCAUUUUCUCUCUGGAGGCAAAAGCAGGAGCAGGGUUUUCUGACGACGAAGAGAAUGAAGUGGACCAGGAAUUAAAAGAUUACGACGACGCCCACGUGCUGGGCAUCUCCAGGUUCGCCUGCCAUCAGCUUUAUUCUGAGUGCCCUUUUUCUCUACUGCAUUACGCCCUUUGGUAAAAAGAUUUGUGUGUGAUAAAAUAAAUAUUUCGAAAAAUUUA